AAUCAUUCAUAAUGAUAAUAAUUUAAAUAAUAAUUUUUUAGUACUUAGCACAGUGCAUUCUUUCUUGUAAUAGUAGAUCUUCACUUUUUAGAACUAGAAUAUCGAUUGCAACUCUUAUAUAGUCGUAGACCUGAGCUUUAGUAAGUAAUUCAACUGGAUUUCUUCACUAUUUUGCUUGUGCCAUGCUUAUACACGUGUAGUGUAAACGUCACAAUACAUCACUUCCGGUGCCAAGGAUCGAGCGCAUCCUGUUUCAUAUCCAUGUGUGUAUGUAGUAUCUAUGGUAGGACACUCUCUUCUAUUAUUACCGGUAUCUACUCUUGAUAUUAUCUAUACCACGCCUUUAUUUCCAUAUGCAACCAUGUGGUCUCCAUCAAUACAUCUAUGGCGGUCUAUGGCAUAGACUUCGGUCUCAUCUAGACUUCAAGAGGUAGGCCCAUUAACUACUGGCAAGAAUAAAAGAGGUGAGGAAAGUGUUUGGGGGUCGAGACUAAAAGUAUCCACACUUCAGCCGUUUUUAAUAAUUUCAUGUGAAAAUGGCAGCUCCUAAUAUAUGUGGUGGGUACAAUUACUCAUUUGUUGUUCAUGAUCUUCCUAAGAAGUAUAAAUGUGCUAUAUGUACAUUUGUAGCUCGUGAUCCACAGCAGGUUAUCUGUUGCUCACAUACAUAUUGUAUGAGCUGUUUGCUACAUCAAAAGCAGAAGUCUGGAUCAUUAUUGAAUUUUAACUGUCCAACUUGUAAUCAGUCACUUGUUGGUAGGUAUUUUCCUGAUGGAAGGAUUGAUCAAGAGAUAAAGAAUCUAGGAGUCUAUUGUCCUAAUGAUGGGUGCCAGUGGAUAGGAAUUGUUAAAGACAUAGAGACUCAUAUUACUGAAUGUCCUUACCAGAGUAUUGAGUGCAGUAAUAGAUGUGGAGAGAAUAUGCAAAGAAUGAAAAUGGAGACACAUGUAUCCGAAGAAUGUCCUAAGCGUAUUGUUACUUGUACACAUUGUGAAGAGACUGGUGUUCAUGACAUAAUAUCUACCAAUACUCACUUAGAUGUGUGUCCUCUCUUUCCCAUUAAAUGCACUAAUGAUGAAUGUGAUGUAGUUUCUCCUCGUAAUCAGUUAUCAGUACACAAAAGGACUUGUCCUAAGUCUAUAGUCAAAUGUGAGUACAGCAGUGUUGGUUGUUCUAAGAGGAUGAAACGAGAGGUACAGGAGGAGCAUAAUGAAUCAUUUGUAAAGGAACAUCUUCGACUUGCAGUCAAUGUAUUGCAGAAUCGAUUACUUUUUAAUUCUAAAGUUAUUAAGCUCAGUGAUUUUCACAAUAAGAAGGUCAGUGAUAAUGAGUGGUCUAGUCCUCCUUUCUACACAUCACCAGGAGGCUAUAAGAUGAUGUUAUCUGUUUAUUCUAAUGGUCAAGGUAGUGCUAAAGGUACUCAUGUGUCUUGCUACAUUUAUCUAAUACCUGGGGAGUAUGAUGAUGAUUUAGAGUGGCCAUUUCAAGGAGACGUCAGAAUGGAGCUAUUGAACCAACUGGAGGAUAACAAUCACAAAGCUGAGACUAUAAGAUUUGAUGAGUCAAGACCAGACUCAGGGCAUGGUUGGGGUUGUCCUAACUUUGUUCCUCAUUCUGAGUUAGGCCACAAUAUUGACACCAACUGUUGCUACCUCCUCAAUGAUUGUCUUCAUUUUAGAAUAACUGUGAACGCUAGCUCUAAGGACAAACCAUGGCUUUUUGAUUGAUUGUAGUACAAAU
This is a messenger RNA of Amphimedon queenslandica, 1740 nucleotides long. Its product is annotated as TNF receptor-associated factor 4-like. Gene Ontology annotation, cellular component: plasma membrane signaling receptor complex. Gene Ontology annotation, molecular function: protein binding; zinc ion binding. The transcript has a single exon. Gene Ontology annotation, biological process: regulation of apoptotic process; regulation of canonical NF-kappaB signal transduction; signal transduction. The record is from RefSeq and is a predicted model, not a curated record. NCBI's taxonomy places the organism in Eukaryota, Metazoa, Porifera, Demospongiae, Haplosclerida, Niphatidae. Bases 537 to 1727 code for a protein of 396 amino acids.